This is a messenger RNA of Branchiostoma belcheri (Belcher's lancelet), 8454 nucleotides long. Its product is annotated as telomerase protein component 1-like. Gene Ontology annotation, molecular function: protein binding; ATP hydrolysis activity; telomerase RNA binding. The coding region runs from base 15 to 7991 and encodes 2658 amino acids. Gene Ontology annotation, biological process: telomere maintenance via recombination. The transcript has 42 exons. The record is from RefSeq and is a predicted model, not a curated record. Lineage: Eukaryota; Metazoa; Chordata; Leptocardii; Amphioxiformes; Branchiostomatidae. Gene Ontology annotation, cellular component: telomerase holoenzyme complex.
AGACUUGUUUCAUCAUGCCGCUCACCAAGGGAGCAACCACCAUGGUUUUCCCUACCCACAAUCCCUUGCUGUCAUCAGCUGUCAAUCAAAAGACAAACCUGGAGUCCCAAACUAAAGUCAACCCACUUCUCGGUCUGACAACGAAGUUUCCAAACCCUCUUCUGGGGAAAGUUUCCCACAAUUUGGAUAAAAGCAAGCCCAAAUCAUCGGCAGAGUUGCGCAGUGACCUCACCACCAACAGGCUUUUAGUUGGCUCCAACAAAAUUGAGACAAAGAAGCCCAAAAUGGAAAGGUUGCAGAGCAAUGUUGAGACAUUUGACAAGGAAAAAAUCAAACCAAAGAAGUCACCAUCACUACAAAAUCCUGCCUUGGUCCAGAGCAAACCUUUGACUGGGACGACAGUCAACAAUAUUCUCAACUCAAGUGCUGCCGGCUCGAAACAUGGUUUCCAAACAUCCCACAAUCCUCUGCUGCAAACAGGCAAGCCGUUGCAGCUAUCCCAGAGUUCCUCACUCCACAGUCAUCAGGUUCUUCAUUCCCAGGGUGCCUUGCAACUCUUGCCCAAGUCAGCUGAUCUCUCGCAGCCAAUAGAAUCGCUGAGGGUGCAUUAUGCUGAAAGGCAGUUAUCAGAAAAUUCACAGCUGCAAAUAAAACAGCGCAAAACAGCCGAUCAUGCCAAAACAACAAAGAAAAAGCACAGGUCGACAAAAAAGAACAAGCAUGACCCAGGGGUCAAGGUGACCCACGGAGAGAGGAAGGUCAUGCUCGAGGCUGAGACGAUGAAACCCGAGUAUGACAUCAGGCUUGAUGUUGCCAUGGAGAUGAUAGAACAGCCAGCCUUCCUGCCACCUGAGCUGGACUCUUCUAUCUGUCAGCAGCUGCCAACAACAAACCUACCUGCUCUAAAGCAAACCCUGAUCAACGCUGUGAGUGGUUCCCUGAUCCAGUCUCCCAACCUGCGGGAGGAACAUGACGCCACCAGGGUCAGGCUGUCAGCACUGGCAGAGCAGCUGGUCAACUUCGACCCAGAGUUCAUCUUAAAGCUUGCCCUGUACACGCGUCAGGAGUUAAACAUCCGAGUCACAGCAAACUUCCUCCUGGCGCUGUCUGCGAACGUUCCCGCCUGCCGGCCGUUCCUCAAGAAGUACUUCAGCACCUCUGUCAGGCUGCCGUCGGACUGGAUAGAAGUCGCUGAGAUUUACCAGACGUUCCAUGACAGGUCGUUGAACUUUGGCUCCCUUCCUGUGGCCUUGAGGAAGGUCAUGGCCGCCAAGUUCCCUGACUUUGACCAGUACCAGCUGGCCAAGUACAACAAGGACAAGAAAACUCAGAAAAAAAAGGAUGAUAAGAAAGAAGACAAGGACCAGCCCAAGGUGGUUCAGCAGAUCUCCAUGGAGAGUGAAGGAGGAGAAAAUGAGGAGGAACUAGUCAGGCUCACCUUCACACUCAAACAGCUGAUUCGCAAACUGCACAUCACACAACCUGUGGAACAUGUCAUGGCUCUUAUUGGGAAGAAAUAUCCUGAGGACUUGGAGAGUUUCUAUCAAAGCCGACUGCCGGGUACCUGGGAUCCGGACAGAGCCGGAAAACGGAUGAAACUCCCAACACCUGAGACAUGGGAGACACAGGUGUCGCUCAGGGGCAACAAGGCUGAGGUCUGGGAGGAGCUGAUUGAGACAUGGGAGACACAGGUGUCACUCAGGGGCAACAAGGCUGAGGUCUGGGAGGAGCUGAUUGAUCACAAGAAGUUGCCGUUCAUGGCGAUGUUGCGGAACCUACGGAACAUGCUGACAGCCGGGAUCAGUCCCAAACACCACGGCUGGGUCCUGCGUAAGCUGAUGGAUGAUGGAGCGGUCAUCAACUCCAGACAGUUCCCAUUCAGAUUCUUCUCUGCGGGUCUGAAGUACGACCUUGCUCUCCUGAACCGUUACCGGACGGCGCUCGACACAGCCGUGAAGAUCGCAACUUGCUACAACGUCGCGCCGAUCAGGGGGACAACGGCCAUCACCAUGGCGAUGAACGACCAGAUGGAGACGCCCUGUACCGCAGCGCGGGGGCUCGGCAAACCUAGAACUCUGACUGAAGUUGGCCUACUUUUGGGUUUGAUGUGUAAACAUGCAUGUGAGGAGUCCAAACUGCACCUGGUGUCACCAGGACAACAUCAGGAAGUCAGUCUGGAGACGGGGUCCAUCCUGGAGAAUGUGGAACGCCUGAAAGGGCUCACACAGUUGCUGAUGUCCCAGGCAUCUUCUCCUGACGUACCUAUAGAGUACCUGACUGACAUGCUGAAGAACAGGGUACAGCUGGACAACUUAUUGGUGUUGUGGAAUGGCAGAGACAACAACCCCAGCCUGAACGUGAAGCUGACCAAGUUUCUGGAGAAGUACCGACGUUACGUCAACCCCAACCUGCUGUUUGUGACAGUGGACCUCAGUGGGAGGGCCUGUGGGAUUGUGGACCAGGAGACACAUCCUAAUGAUAUACACAUCGCUGGCUACAGCGACCAGAUACUCAGGUUUAUAGCAGAGAGAGGGAGUGGAGCCCAGCUGACUCACGUAGAGAACAUUGACCAGGCUUACAGCCUGAAGCCUGUCCCUACCGCAGCUGUCUCAAAAUCUGCUGCAGCUGUGGAGGAACUGCAGACUACUGCAGACUUGUCUGUGUCCCGACCGCUGACUGUACCCGUGUGGAGAACAGCCCGUGUGUUCAUCUCCUCCACAUUCAGAGACAUGCACGGUGAGAGGGACCUGCUCACCAGGUUUGUCUUCCCUGAGCUGCGGGCAAGGGCUGCUGAAAGGUUUGUGCACAUCCAUGAGGUUGACCUGCGGUGGGGCAUCACAGAGGAAGAGUCUCGUAGUGAGAAGUCCCUCGAGAUCUGUCUGAGCGAGGUUUCCCGCUGCCAGUUCUUCCUCGGGAUUCUGGGAGAGCGGUACGGCUGGGUACCGGAUAGCUACGUCGUGCCAGAUUCGCCGGAGUUUGACUGGUUGAAGUCAUACCCAGCAGGCCGGUCGAUGACAGAACUAGAAAUCCACCACGCGGCACUCGCCGACCCAUCAGCUGCACAGGGCAGAGCUUUCUUCUACUUCCGCGACCCUUCCUUCGAGAGCGAUGUGUCGGGGAAGCUGAGAGACAGUUUUCUCUCCGAGUCUUCCUCUUCAAAGGAAAAGAUGGAGAAACUGAAGAGCAGGAUUCGCAGAAGCGGGCUGGAAGUGCAUGAUGGGUACCCAUGUGCCUUUGCCGGAGUGAUGGAUGAUGGGAAGGCGAUGGUGUCCGGGCUGGAAGAGUUCGGAAUGAGGGUGCUGAACAAUCUGUGGAAUGCCGUGGUCAGGGAGUUCCCUCUGGAAGAGUCCACUGAUGCCAGCGGGGGUGAGACUGGUCUUCACCAGGCCUUCGUGCAGCAGGAGGCAGAGAGGUUUGUGGGAAGGGACAAACUCCUCAAGCAGUGUGCCGCCGAGAUCUCUCUCUGCAAGAAUGGUACCCUGGUGGUUGUGGGAAAGUCAGGCAGUGGUAAGACGUCCCUGUGUGCCAGACUGGUGCAGCAGUACCUGGACUCAGACAGCUGCUCAGCUCCUGACUGUGUUCUGACACACUUCGUAGGUGCAGCUCCGAACUCCACGGACAUCUCAGUUACUCUGACCAGACUGUGUCAGGAGAUGAAGAGACGCUUUUCCCUUGCCUGUGAGGUUCCAGGCUCCUACAAGAACCUUCAGAACCAGUUUGGGGAAAUCCUAAAGGCUGCUGGGAAGGUUCCAGACUCUCCUGUGGUCAUCUUCAUGGAUGGAUUGGACCAGAUGGAAGACGCACACCAGGCCAAGAGUAUGGAAUGGCUGCCUCGCAUCAUGCCUCCGAACGUCAAGUUCAUUGUCACGGUAACGGAGGACCAGGAUGUACAUCGCUCGCUGUCCCGCCGCGACGCAACGUUCAUCAACGUCGGGAGUCUGGACGGUUGGGACAAGGCCGACAUGGUGCGGCGAGCGCUGGCGAAACACAGGAAGGCACUGGACGAGUCGCCUUUCAACAACCAGAUGAAGCUGCUUGUUGGAAAGAGGGAAUCCCACAAUCCUCUGUUCCUGGCCUUGGCUUGUGAAGAGCUGAGAGUUUUUGGUGUCUUUGAAAAGGUGUCCCAGUGUCUGCGGAACAUGGCCCAGACCAUCACCAAACUUCUGCAGGAGAUCUUACAGCGCCUGGAGACCGACCACGGGCGCGACCUCGUCUCCAUGGCGAUGACCCUGCUGGCCAGCACGCGGAACGGAUUGUCGGAGGAGGACCUACUGGGCAUGCUCAGUCUGUCCCGAGAGCUGGGGGAUCAGCGGUACUCGGUCGAUGAUGUCACCAACGUGAUGAUGUCACCAGACAAGCAGCUGCCUCAGGCGAUCUUUGCCCGUUUGGUGCGAGGCUUGCAGACCUUCCUGCAGCCCACGGUGCAGCAGUCUGGCUCCAGGCUCCUGUGUCUGGCCCACAGCGAGUUCCUCAGGGCCGUCACACAGCGCUACAUCAAGCCUGGGGGGACUGAGUUCCAGGCUAGACUGCACUGCCUGAUAUCCGGGUACCUGCUGACCUGUGGUGACCCUGGCAGGGACGACUCCUGGACAGGCACCCACGCAAUGGCCACCUCAGAACUGCCCUACCACCUGGCCAGUGCAGGCGCCUUCAAUCAGUUAGAAGACGUUCUCACCAACCUAAACUUUGUCAAGACCAAGUGCACCAUGGGAAUGGCCGCACAGCUCAUGGAGGACUAUCAGGCCCAGGGCUGUCCGUCGCUGUCCCGGAUCAAUGCCCGUUUGCAGGACAAGUUUCUUGCCGAACCAAAAGUCCAGCAGUUUUCUUCCUUUGUGUCCAGGAACCUUCACAUCCUGAGUGCCUACCCAGCACUCACACUCCAACAGGCAGCAAACGAAGCGGCCACCUCAGCGCCCGCCCAGGCUGUAUCCUCUCUGCUAGACAACAAAUCAGGCACUGGAUUCCACAUGGUCAGACAGCUCAACAGGUCUGAGGUCAGCGACCCCUGCUAUCGGAUCCUGGACGCGUUUGGUGACGCGGUGACCUGCGUGGCCGUUUCUCCGGACGGGAAGGUUUUUGUCUGUGGUACUGAAGACUGCGUUGUCCACCUCUACGAACUGGCCACCGGAAAGCAGCUGAAAACCUUCGUCGGACACGCCAACAAAAUCACCGACUGCUGCUUCGUCGGAACGAGUAAAAUUUGCAGCUCGUCCGCUGACGGAACACUCUCUAUCUGGGACAUGGCUGGAGGGUAUCGGAUUUCGUCACUGACCAAUCACAAGCGCCGUACCAACUCGUGCUGUUCCGACCCCAGAGGGAAGGUCGUGGUGUCUGCGUCCUGGGACUGCACAGUCCUUAUUUGGAAGGUGGAUUCCGACGACAAGAAGCCCACGACGCAGUUCCGCGACAAGCGACCAAUCAACUGCGUUGCCUUCCACCCGGAAGACGACAAAAUCGUGACGGGAUGCUGGGACACAACCUUGAAAGUGUACGACACCCUGAACAAGAAGAGGGUCGCGGUGAUCCGAGGUCACGACAGUUCGGUGAGAGACGUGGCGUAUUCGCCAAACGGCCGCCAUCUUGCUUCCGCUGCCCUCAGUGGUGAGGUCAAGCUGUGGUCAGCUGAGACUGGAACUCCGGUGGGGGACCUUACAGGACAUUGCGGUCAGAUAAAUCGCCUGACCUUCUCCCCCGGCGGAGGUCACCUCAUCACCGUUGGCAACGACCACAAGGUCAAGGUUUGGGCAGGCAACCUGGGCAAACAGAUGAACAGUUUUGGGCACAAGGACCUGAGCCAUGCCCUGAGUGUGUCCAUCAGCCCAUCAGGCGAGGAUGUUGUCAUCGGUUACCAUGACGGCAGUGUCCGGCUGGUUACCAUGGAUACAGGGCUGGAGAAGUGGGCUGUUGUUCCCCACAAUGCACCAGUCAGAUGUGUGACCUGGAUAGAUGACCACAGCCUCAUCUCCGGGUCUGAUGACUCCUUCCUGUCCGUCCUCUCGGCCGCUGACGGGUCAAAGGUCAUGACCCUGGUGGGUCACACGGGGUCGGUGACCUCUGUGGCGUACACGAAAGUGGAGUCCCUCGCCGUGUCGGCCUCGGCUGACUUCACGGCUGUCGUGUGGAGGAUUCCAACUGUACAGACCAUCAAGAAAUCUGCCAUGCCAUAUGAGGUAAAACCCAGGUCAGUGUUACGCGGCCACGGCGGUCCUGUGACUUGCUGUGCCUUCAGCCCAGACCGGCGGUCCGUGGUGACAGGCAGCAGGGACAAAACUCUGCAUCUCUGGGACAUCAAAUCUGGCCCUGACCCCCAGCCCAGCAGGGUUAUAUCAGAGUGCCACCAGGACUGGAUCACCUCCUGCGCCUGGUCUGAGACCGGAGACUAUGUCGUCACUGCGUCAGGCGACUUCACCCUCAAACUGUGGGACAUGAACACCGGCAGGGAGAAGGUCAAGUUUGUGGGUCACACCAGUGCGAUCAACUCGGUAGCCACCAGCCAUGGCUGUGUAGUGUCGGCCUGUUACGAUGGAAGUGUGAAGGUGUGGUCUCACAAGGGGGAUGAGAUCACCACACUGUACGGACAUGACACGAGGGUCAAUGCCUGCGACCUCAGAGUGACUGUUGAGAGAGAAGAGACUCCUCAGGAGGAGGCAGAAAUCUCAGACUGGAGUGUUGCCGUGGAGACGGAGGAGUGGGAGGAGGAGCACCGGAGACGCAAGGUCGGCGCCAAGAAGAGGGAGGAGUCAAAGGUCACCCAGGUUACCAUGGUAACAGCCGGGGAUGAUGGGACUGUGAGGAUGUGGAGACCACUGGAGGGAAACGAGAUCAGGACACUGACAGGUCACUCGGACAGGGUCCUGGGUGUUGCCAUGGCAGCAAACAGCCACAUCGUGAGCUGUUCUCUGGACGGGACGGUGCGACUCUGGAACCCUGACCUGAAACAGGCCGAGCAGGACGACUUCUGCCAUGAUGCAGAGGUGACCGGUGUCGUGUUUCUCCCUUCUGGAGGUCAUGUGAUCAGUUGCAGUAGGGACGGUACCGUUGCAUUGUGGGGGCUGGACCUGGAGACAGGGUCAUACUGUUCCAAGAUCUGCUCCAUACAGGGCCACAGAGGCAGACCGGUGACUGCUGCCUGUGUCCUGAAGGGCGCCAUGUUUGCUACGGCUUCUGACGACGGCUUGGUCAAAGUCUGGGCUGUCACACAGCAGAAAGACAAGACAUUCAUCAAAGCUAAGCAGACCCUGCCUGCCCCCUACCCCUCCCCACUCCUGAGCCUGGCUACAAAUGGGAACAUGAUUGUAGCCGGUGGCUGGGAGGGCUUCCCGCAUACAUGGGACUGUGGGGGGACAUACAGUCUAAACAGCUGCGGGGGUGUGUGGAUGGACUGUACGGAUUGGGUGAUUGGCUGUGGCUUCAGCCAAUCAGAUCCCAAGCUGUUUGCCGCGACCUGCGCCAGUGAGGUCAUCGGCGCCGUUCUGCAAAGUCCUGAUGGCCCCAUCACCAGAACGUACCGCAUCAAACAUGAAGUCACAGAUGACAAUGGGUCGGCCCAGCCUGACCAACCAAAGAUCAGCUGUGCCGUGGUUCUAAACAACCUCCAGUCUCUGGCCGACCUCGGUUGUCAUGGAAACAGGGGGGUCAUGCUGGGUGACGACCUUGGAAAUCUGGCUGUGUACGAGUUUGACCCGCCUAUCAGGGAGCGGAAGGACAUGACCUUCGCUGGGAAGGUCAAGGUCAGGAAUAACACCCAGGUGUUCUGUAAGAAGAUGCAUGCUGGGAAGAUAACCCAGGUGCUGCUGGGUGAUGAUGUCAUCUUCACUGCAUCACAUGACCAGACGAUCAAAGUGUGGAGGACAAGAGAUCUCAAACAGGUUGGGCAAUUCCACUGUCACUCUCCCAUCACCACCCUGGCACGCCCACCUAUCCCAGGAUGCAACAGGCUGGCGUGUGGCGACCAGCUGGGGAAGGUCUACUUCCUGGAAUGGCGACCUUGAGCCAUUGACCUCUAAAAGACAAGAAGAGUUCCUCAAGCAAUUGGAUAAAUUUUUGAAAUCAAACUUUUCCAAUAGCUUUAACCUAACUGUUAGUUAUUCAGUACUUCCCCAGAACAUCCUGCAUUGAUAUAGUCUUAAUUCCUCUAUGCAAAAUUAUCAUUCUGUUAAAUCAUCCCAUUCUACUAUUUUCCACCAGGAAUUUACUCUUAUUCAUUUACCUUAGAAUUAGAAUGCCCUGCUCUGAUGUAGUUCUCUGCAAUUACCCUAAACAAGCUUAUAGGGUUUGUGAUUUGAAUGUUUGAAUUUGCACAUACCGUUGGUUAAGAAUAUCCUGUAAUAUUAACCAUUUAUGACUCUUUUGAUGUUUUGCAAAUCAGUUUAUCAAGACAGCAGACUUUAAUCAUACUAUACUUUCCUUUUUUUACCCCCUCUGAUUCUGUUUUCAGUUCAGCAUUUUUUAAAC